AUGUUGGUAGGUGCUGGUGAGGGCUGGCUGCUGGCCGCUGGUCUUUUAGGUGUGGUUGGGUUCUGCAGGCCCAAGAGGGAAAGGCGGGAAGUGGGCGGCAGCCCAGAGACCACCGAAGAAGGGAUGGCCAGAGACGGGGAAAUAUCAGGAAAUGACAAUUACGGAAGUUCCUCACGGCACCAGAAAUGCAGGAGAUGGGAGAGGCUGUUGCUGGGUGAGGAAGGGUUGAGUGAGGUUGAGGUCGAGGUUGAGGUUGAGGUUGAGGUUGUUCAAACGAGGAUGGAUGAUGAAGCAUAUAGAAUGGGGGGGUUACCGUCAACUAGGAGUGGCAGUCAUAAGAGAUAG
Paracoccidioides lutzii Pb01 is the source of this 345-nucleotide messenger RNA. RefSeq lists its product as hypothetical. Bases 1 to 345 code for a protein of 114 amino acids. The record is from RefSeq and is a predicted model, not a curated record. The transcript has a single exon.